AUGGAGGAGACGUUGGGAGGGACGAGGGUGCGGCUGCCGCACUACGGCGAAGAGAACCGUGCGGCCUCACGAAGCUGGGGCUCGCAUGUGGUGAACGUCGUGCAGCGGCGCCUGCCCGACCUGCCCGCCCUUCUCCACGCCCUGGCCGACAUCGCUGGGGCGGAGGAGGUGUGCGGCGAUGGCCUGCGCACCUUGCUCACCCCCGCGAUGGUGGCCGACGACGACUUGAACGGAAGCGCCGUAGGGGGAGGCUUGCAGAGCCUGCUCUUGGCACGCCGCGCGCGGGACUCGACGCCCGCUCUCGCCCCGGAAGGGGUGGCCCGCUUCUACGGCGAGGUGCUGCCGGCCAUGCAGCGACUGGCGCUACGCAUCGCCGAGCUGUUUCCCGACCCACAAGCAACCCACUCGAUCCCGCUCAUGCUGCCUCAGCACCACACCACCGUCACGCUCACCCAGGAGGAGUGCGGCAGCUUGCUGUCCAACUCGUUCUUCGGGACACUGUGGCACCGGCCAUCGCUCUACAAUCCGGGUGUCGGCUUCCCGCAAUUCGAUCUGCAAACGCUCGUGGCUUGCGGCGGUGGCCCAGGCCUCUCCACCCUGCGGUGUCUUCUCCACUACUUUGAGCGAUUGGCCCUGAACGUGCCCGAGGGCAGUAUCACGUUCAGGCGCCACUUCCUCAGCAGGGCUGAGACGUCCGACUGGGCCACCAGCGACCGACCACUGCGGCGAAUCGUGGUGGAGCCCAAGGCCAACCUCGAAGACUCUCCCUGCCCCUAUCUCGUCGACUUUGCCAACGCCUACGUCGGCGGCGGCACGCUCACCGGGGCGUGCAUGCAAGAAGAGAUACUCUUCGCCACCCGACCCGAGUGCUUGGUCUCACUGCUGUUUUGCUCGCGGCUCGAAGACAACGAGGUGCUGUGCAUCAAGGGCGCCGAGCGGUACAGCCUGCACUCGGGCUACGGGCAUACCUUCAAGUGGAAGGCCGACCACAGCGACGCCACGCCCAGGGAGCGCACGCUGGUGGUGAUGGACGCCGAGCAGGUCUCGGGUGCCAUUCAUGACUGGAAGCUGCACGUCGAUCGCGACCUGCGCAAAGCCUACGCCGGGUUCCAUUUCGCUGUCGACGCCGAUGAAGGCGAGGAGGCCGCGGGACCGAUCGCCACCGGCAACUGGGGCUGCGGAGCGUUUGGUGGCGACAAGUCGUUGAAGGUGAUGCAGCAGAUGAUGGCCGCCUCGCAGGCCGGGCGAGACCUGGUCUACCACGCCUUUGGCACCACCUACCGCGGGCGGCUGCUGGCCGAGUGGAUCGACGAGCUGCAGGGCCUGGUGGCGGCCCGCCAGCUCACAGUUGGCGAGCUCUACCGCGCCAUCAUCGAAGCUACGCCAGGCACCAACCUCUUUCAAGUUGUACACACAGCCUACGCCGGCCAAUAG
Molecule: messenger RNA, 1434 nt
Organism: Acanthamoeba castellanii str. Neff
Lineage: Eukaryota; Discosea; Longamoebia; Acanthamoebidae
Product: poly (ADPribose) glycohydrolase
Exons: 11
Coding region: 1-1434 (477 amino acids)
Biological process (GO): ATP generation from poly-ADP-D-ribose; regulation of DNA repair; carbohydrate metabolic process
Cellular component (GO): cytoplasm; nucleus
Molecular function (GO): poly(ADP-ribose) glycohydrolase activity
Source: RefSeq, a predicted model, not a curated record